Hirundo rustica (Barn swallow) is the source of this 1726-nucleotide messenger RNA. RefSeq names its product Rho family GTPase 1 (gene RND1). The record is from RefSeq and is a predicted model, not a curated record. Gene Ontology annotation, biological process: small GTPase-mediated signal transduction. The transcript is spliced from 5 exons. NCBI's taxonomy places the organism in Eukaryota, Metazoa, Chordata, Aves, Passeriformes, Hirundinidae. Gene Ontology annotation, molecular function: GTP binding; GTPase activity. Bases 44 to 742 code for a protein of 232 amino acids.
GUGGGUGGGUGAGAGCCGGGGGGGUUUCGUGCCGGUUGCCGCCAUGCGGGAGCGGAGGCCGGCACCGGCCGCUCCGGCCCGGUGCAAGCUGGUGCUGGUGGGCGACGUGCAGUGCGGCAAGACGGCCAUGCUGCAGGUGCUGGCUAAGGAUUGCUACCCCGAGACGUACGUGCCCACCGUGUUUGAGAAUUACACGGCGUGUCUGGCCAGCGAGGAGCAGCGGGUGGAACUGAGCCUCUGGGACACCUCCGGCUCUCCCUACUAUGACAACGUGCGUCCCCUGUGCUACAGCGACUCGGACGCCGUCCUGCUCUGCUUCGACGUCAGCCGCCCCGAGACCCUCGACAGCGCAGCCAAGAAGUGGAAGACAGAAAUCCUGGAUUAUUGCCCCGACACGCGGGUGCUGCUCAUCGGGUGCAAGACGGACCUUCGGACAGACCUGAGCACGCUCCUGGAGCUCUCGCACCAGAAACAGGCGCCCAUCUCCUACGAGCAGGGCUGCGCUGCCGCCAGGCAGCUGGGAGCCGAGGGAUACCUGGAAUGCUCGGCCUUCACCUCGGAAAAGAGCGUCCACAGCAUCUUCCGGACCGUGUCCGGCAUCUGUCUGAGCAAAGCCCCCCCGCAGCCCCCCCGCAGCCCCCCCCGCAGCCUCUCCAAGAGACUCCUGCACCUCCCCAGCCGCUCCGAGCUCAUCUCCUCCACCUUCAAGAAGGAAAAAGCAAAAAGCUGCUCCGUCAUGUGAAGGGGGGAAGGGAAUGACCCCCACCCCUGACACGCGCACGCCUGUGGGAGCCCCCCCCUCCCAAGCCUCUGGAAUGGGGUGGGGAGGGGCUGGACAGGGCCCUGGAGACCCCCAGGAAGGAGGACGGGGGGCUGCCGCCCUCCCCUGGCACCAUUGCCCUGCCAGCCCCACAGCCUCGGGGGGGCUGCCCCCGUGGGAGGGGGUGUCUGGGGGGUGUCUUCACCUGAUCCCCAACCCUGAGGGGGUCCCUGUGGGGUUUAGGGUGCCCAGACCUUCAGGGACAUCGACCUGGGAUGGUCACUGUAGGGUUUGAGGUGCCCAGACCCCCAGGGACAUUAACCCUGAGGGGAUCCCUGUGAGGUUUAUGGUGCCCAGACCCUCAGGGACAUCGACCUGGGAUGGUCCCUGUGGGGUUUGGGGUGCCCAGACCCCCAGAGACAUCAACCUGGAUGGUCCCUGCAGGAUUUGGGGUGCCCAGACCUUCAGGCCAUCGACCUGGGAUGGUCACUGUGGGGUUUGGGGUGCCCAGACCCCCAGAGACAUCGACCUGGGAUGGUCCCUGUGGGGUUUGGGGUGCCCAGACCUUCAGGGACAUCGACCUGGGAUGGUCCCUGCAGGAUUUGGGGUGCCCAGACCCCCAGAGACAUCGACCUGGGAUGGUCCCUGUGGGGUUUGGGGUGUCCAGCCCUUCAGGGACAUCGACUGGGAUGGUCACUGCGGGGUUUGGGGGACGCAGGGACACUGUUCUGGGGGAUCCCUGUGGAGUUUGGGGUGCACAUCAUGGGACUCAUCCGUGGGCUCAUCCUGUUUUCUGCCCCUUUUACCCCAUCCCUCAUCUGCUGCUUGGCCCUGGGGGACCCCGGUGGGUUGGGGAGGGGGGAUGUUUUAUGGAUUGUCUUUUGGGGUGGGGGAUGUCUCCGUUCCAUGUCAGUGUUAUUAAAAAAGCUUAUUUAUUAUCAGAAAUAUAACACCUACCUACGUGCA